Asterias rubens (European starfish) is the source of this 2081-nucleotide messenger RNA. Its product is annotated as sodium/potassium/calcium exchanger 1-like. The record is from RefSeq and is a predicted model, not a curated record. The transcript is spliced from 2 exons. The coding region runs from base 132 to 1262 and encodes 376 amino acids. NCBI's taxonomy places the organism in Eukaryota, Metazoa, Echinodermata, Asteroidea, Forcipulatida, Asteriidae.
UCGUGAUUCUAUACAUCCUUAGGCAUGCAACAGUCUAAGCCGGUGUGAGACACCCACGUUUCUCGGUCCUUUUUUCUCUGUCACUCAGCCGGCUUCAGGACGUCUCAAGAUUAGCUACAACUGCUUCCAAGAUGAAGACAUUGUCUGUACUUAUCGUUGUUCUUAUCGGCACAGCAUUUGCCCAGAAUGACGAGAGCAACGAACAGGUUGAUGCAGCUGCUCAGAUGGGUACCGACAACGCGGCCGGUGGGAUGGCAGGUGAGGUCGAUCGGCAGGGGAUGGGGGUAUUCUUCGGAAACAUCGGCGGGAAGGUCGUCCCCAAACCACAGAUGACCGGUCAGGGAGAAGGCGACGUGGAGAGCACUGAGGCCGGAGGUGCCGCCAUGGAAGCUGCUGCUGUCGCAGAGCAGAAUGGGGAGGAGGAGGAGACAGAGGAGAAGACUAACGAGCAAAACGAACCAGAAGAAGAAUCGGAGGCAGCUGAGGCUGGGGAGGAGAAUGAAGAGAUGGAAGGAGAGGAGGCUGAUGGUGAGGAAUCAACGGGAGGUAUGCCGGUUAUGGACGGCGAGGAGAACGAGGAGACCCCGGCGGGAGGCACUAAUCCCUUCAUCGCUAUCAAUGGAGGACAACCUGAGGGUGAGGGUAUGGACGCUCCAGAGAUGGUUGGUGGUGACGGGGAGGGAGCUGAGAUGGGCGAAGCUGGCGAUGAGAGCUCUGAAGUUUCCGAAGGAGCUGCACAGACAGCCGGAGUUACCACGGAUAGCGAGGAGGAGCAGGGAGCCGCCAUCGGUCAACAGAGUGAGGCUGAUGUUGAGAGCUCAGAGGUUGCCGAGGAAAGUGAACAUGAAUCCUCAAGCGUGAUGACCACCAGCGGAGGGGUCCCUGUCGAAGAGGUACCCGUGGAGAAAGAGGCAUCAGUUGACAAUGAGGCACCAAUGGAUGAAAAUAAACCAGUGGAUAUAGAGGAACCGGUGGAUAACAAGGCAACAGAGGAUACCGAGUCAACUGACCUCAAGUUGAACAAACUUGCUGAAAAGGCAAAGCAGCUUUCUGACGGGGUCACGACUGAGCAGCCUGGUGCCACCACGCCCCCACCCACAGAGGAUAAAGAUGAUAAAACCUCACAGGGGCUGAGUGACGCCACCAAGACCCGUAUUGCAAUAUCGGUGUCGUCCAUCGGAGCCGUGGCACUGGUAGGUGUUAUCGCUAUGGCUAUUGGAAAGCAUACACAACGACGACCUAACUCUGGACCACCAGCAUAGAUCGUAUGGCAUUACACUUAGUAUUGAUAGGCCGAGUCCGAAUUGGCGGCUAUAACUACGGCUACGGCUGUUUCUACGUUUGUUGCUAAGGACGUAUCUUGCGUCAAAGCUUGACGACGCUGAAAUAUAGCUGUAGCCGUAGCUGUAGCCGCUAAAUUGGACACGUCAUUUUAGACCCAACGUUGAUCGGUAGCCAUUGCUGUCAGAGCUCAUGUCUACAACGGUGUUAGAAGACCAUAAUACACAAAUUCAAAAGUAAUCAGACUUACCGUCUUUUUAAAGUAUUGUUUGUGUUGCGGGGAGUAGUGUGGUCGUAUCAGAAUUGGAGGCUAUGGCUACCUGUUGUUCUGCUGUUGCUAAGGACUUACUAAACUUCAUUACAUGAUGACGCCGUGAUCUAGCUGAAGCGUAACCGUAGCCGUAGCUGUCACUUCGGACACGGUGCAUGAUUGAGAAACAUAUUGGCCAACUCGAUAAACAUAUUUUGUCAAGUGACAUUAACUAUCGAAUACACUUCUAAGUAGUAGAACCUCAAAUUGUAAUGGUCGAACAUAUUAUUAUUUUCUCACGCCCCAGCCCUCCAUGAAAAUAGAGCAACGUAAUACAAUUCUAGACACAUGGUGGCAGCAUACUUACCCGGAAACAGACACUCCCGGAAAAUAGCGCAUUCUAAGAACUAGGUAAUGAUUAAAAAACACUUUACCGGCAAAUCUCUGCAACCAGGACCUAAAGACGCCAAUUUCCUCAUUAUUAAAAGCUGCUUCAUUUUAUAAUAAACAUAUGCAAAAUGCAGUCUAGUGCACAAACAUAAUAAUGUUC